AUGGCUCAGAGAAAAUGGACAGCAGCACAUCGAUUGAAGAAAAAACAGCUGAAACAAGAAGGCGUGUCAGCUAAUGUUUCGGUACCGUCAUCCACUACCAAAGUUGAUCUCAGAAAGAAAGAAGGAAAAAAAACACGUAGAUCUAAAACCCAAAAAUUGAAAAAUGAAAUAGAACAACUUCGUGCCACUGUACGUCAAUUAACUAAUGAAAACGGAAAAUUAAAAGUAUCUCAAUCUGAAACUCCACCACGUCCGUCGCCGAGUCCAAUUUUUCUUGACAAUAUUAGUCCUUCCGCUAAACGUCGUGCAAUCACACGUUUGAAAGAUGCAAAAGACACUUUGGCUCAUGGAACGCAGAAAGAUAUUCGAACAGAAUUAGGUGUAAAUCUAUCAAACCCUAGUGCUCCGAAGAAAACUGCUCCAUCAUUUAUUCAAACCACCAUUGAAAAUUUCCUAUGUCAAGAUCACAUUAGUAAAUUGUGCCCUGAGAAGAAUAAAAUCAUUGAUAAUAAACAAGUACGAUACUGUCUAAAUCAUCUAUCAACUCUCCAUGAGAUUUUUGAGUAUGAAACAGGUGUUGAAAUUGAUUAUGUGACAUUCACCAGAUAA
Messenger RNA from Didymodactylos carnosus, 609 nucleotides. The record is from the annotation of a GenBank genome assembly. Lineage: Eukaryota; Metazoa; Rotifera; Eurotatoria; Philodinida; Philodinidae.